Messenger RNA from Papaver somniferum (opium poppy), 1227 nucleotides. Its product is annotated as protein SAWADEE HOMEODOMAIN HOMOLOG 1-like. The record is from RefSeq and is a predicted model, not a curated record. NCBI's taxonomy places the organism in Eukaryota, Viridiplantae, Streptophyta, Magnoliopsida, Ranunculales, Papaveraceae. The transcript is spliced from 9 exons. Gene Ontology annotation, molecular function: chromatin binding. Bases 108 to 857 code for a protein of 249 amino acids.
ACUCAAUACAAGGUCAGAUAGAAGUUGGGAAGAAUAACCUGACCAGAGCUUAACACCCCACAGUACAGACCAGGUAUCUGCUAGACUGCGCCUUCAGUUUCUGCCAAAUGGGUCGGCUCCGGCCGAGAGAAUCUCCAUCUUUCAACAAAUCCGAGAUUCAAUACAUGCAAAAGCUAUUAAAGGAUGUUCGAAAAGAAUCACUAAAUCAGGAGUUCUGUGAAAAGGUCGCUAGGAAAUUCAGUCGUGAAGCCGGGCGUGCUGGAAAACCUGCCAUACAGUGGGAGCAGGUACAAGAUUGGUUCCAAAACAAGUGCCAAGCUAGCCCAGAUAAAGUUAUUAACAAUCCUCUUACUACCUCAAAACAAGAGGUUACUCCUCUCAGCGACAAGUCAUUAAGCAGUAAACUUGAAGAUUUUUCUGACAACUCUAAAGGUGGAAAGCUUCUAGACAUGUCAGAUGUGCAGUUUGAGGCUAAAUCAGCGAAAGAUGAAGCUUGGUACGAUGUCUCCCUGUUUCUCACACACCGAAUUGUUGGUUCAGGCGAACCUGAAGUACGAGUACGCUUUGCUGGAUUUGGUGCUGAGGAGGAUGAAUGGGUGAGUGUAAAGAAGGCAGUCCGUGAGCGUUCAAUCCCCAUUGAGCCUUCCGAAUGUGAAACAGUUGAGGUUGGAGAUCUUGUCCUUUGCUUCCAGGAGAGUGAAGACCAGGCAAUCUACUUUGAUGCCCAUAUUCUGGAAAUCCACAGGAGAUUACAUGACAUUAGGGGAUGCAGGUGUGACUUCUUGGUCCGUUAUGAUCAUGACAACAGCGAGGAAAACGUUCGGCUGAGGAGAUUAUGUCGUCGGCCACAAUGUUAGCCAUCAACUUGUGCUCAGCAUAGGACUUCCCUAUCUGUCGGUUUAAUUUUGUAUCAUCCUACACAGUAUAUAAGUAGAGACUGGAACUGAAAAUCUAUAUCAUCAUUUCGCGUCGCGCCUUGUAAUGCGCAAUUUUGGUACUGUAUUACGGUGAAAAGAGCCAACUACUACUACAUCUUAGUCAAGCUUUUGGAUUUUUUUUUGUUCUGUAAUCUUGCCAAAAGCUCCACUCGUCUUUCCAAAAGCUUCUACUAGAACUUUAAUAGUGGGCUUGUUUCUUGUCAGUUUGUAAAUUCUAAGAACUCAUUUUCUUGCAAUUUAGCUUCUACUAGAACUUUAAUAGUGGGCUUGUUUCUUGUCAGUUUGUAAA